UGUAUUAGUAUAAGUUUAAGCGGAGCAUCACAUCGAUGACGUUUGACCUCAGUUUGUCAUACAUCAACAACUAACUCAUCACCGACGAUUAUUGUAAGCUGUUCAUAGAAAAUAAGAAAGCAAUUGUUUGAGAUUAAAAAAUAUUCAUGUGUAAUAGGAAAAGCAUAGAAAUAAAACUAGGAUAUCGAUAUAGAAACGAUGGCAAAAAAGAACAGAAAGAGUAAAAGGAAUCCAGAAACAGUGCUCCUCAAAACAGAACAAGAAGAUCAACUUUUACUAGAAAAUGGAAUACUAGGAGAAAUUCCUGAAAUCGCCGAAAAAUAUCGUUGUGCAUAUUGUGUGAAUGAAAAUCAAUGGAACGAAACAUACGAAAACCCAAAAGAUGUCCAAGCUCAUUGGAAAGCAGUACAUAUGAACCCACAGAACAUAAAACCAUUUAAAUAUCUUGUGAUCGAAUAUGCCGAGUGUUUCUAUUGUCGAGAGACGGGAACCUUUUAUGAUCUCGUCCAACAUCAUAAGAAGCGACAUCAUCAAUUGAAAUUUGUUAUAAUCAAACAGAACGAUAUGCGAAGAUGCGCCCUUUGCCCAUUCGACGGAAAAGAUAUUGUUGGUCAUUUUGAACUCCGGCAUAAAUUGGCAUUGAAAACAGUUGCGGCAAGACGCCGUCACAUAUUACACAUACCAAAACAGUUAAGCCAUACGGAGCUGAUUCGUCGUAUAGAGAGUUCAGUGCAGAAGAAGCAAAAAUGCGAUUAUUGUAAUACAAUUUGUGAAACAGAGUGCGAUUUACGUUUACAUAACAUUCAAAAUCAUCGAUCUCAAAUGAACUUCGAUGAUAUUUAUGACAAUUACAACAUCGAUCUCAUUUGCAAUUGUUGUCACAUUAAAAUUGACAAGGACUCUUAUUUCUCCCAUGUUGAACAAAUCGCAUUUAAUUUCAAUUGUCAUCAGUGUGAUUUUCAAACAGAAGACUUGAUUGAACUAGUAAAGCAUGAUAAAAUGAUGCAUAAUUUAUUGAAUAGCUUCGAGUAUCGUUGUCUGCAAUUUAAAAAUCGAUUGAAACGGGACUUUCUGAAGACCCAAGUAACGUUUGGUAACGGUUUUACGUUGAAUUUAUUUUAACCAUAGGUCACCAAACAGCAUUUAUUGAACACCACUUACGAUGAUAGUAAGGAGUUCGAAGUAUUUAUAAGUAAUAUUUUAACAGUCAAGAAGGAAAGACGCGACAGUAUGGAAAGAACUAAAUGAAUCAGCUGCAAACACAGCCAACACUUUGAUUUGUUUUUUUAAUCGAAUUUUAACCAAAAACUGUUUUUUUUUUUCAUCAAUAAAACGCAAAUUCGUGUAUUUAUCUUUACAAUAUCAACCAAAUUUUAGAAUUGAAAUGUCUUUUACGAAUAAAUUUUUUACCCCGAAAAUAU
Messenger RNA from Contarinia nasturtii (swede midge), 1421 nucleotides. RefSeq lists its product as uncharacterized. The coding region runs from base 199 to 1122 and encodes 307 amino acids. NCBI's taxonomy places the organism in Eukaryota, Metazoa, Arthropoda, Insecta, Diptera, Cecidomyiidae. The transcript has 5 exons. The record is from RefSeq and is a predicted model, not a curated record.